CCGAACACUAUCUCCUUGUGAUCAAGGGAGACGGAUGUAGCUCGCGGCUCGGUAGGUACGUGAGCGCAGGGCCACAACACCUCUCACUCGCCGAAGGCUGUGGAACGAUCGGACACGCAGCUCAUGAAAUUGGACAUGCCCUAGGAUUCUUUCAUACGCAUACGAGGCACGACCGUGACCAGUUUAUUACAGUCGACACCAAUGUAAUCG
Ostertagia ostertagi is the source of this 210-nucleotide messenger RNA. The record is from the annotation of a GenBank genome assembly. NCBI's taxonomy places the organism in Eukaryota, Metazoa, Nematoda, Chromadorea, Rhabditida, Trichostrongylidae.